Plasmopara halstedii is the source of this 189-nucleotide messenger RNA. RefSeq lists its product as uncharacterized. The coding region runs from base 1 to 189 and encodes 62 amino acids. NCBI's taxonomy places the organism in Eukaryota, Oomycota, Peronosporomycetes, Peronosporales, Peronosporaceae. The transcript has 2 exons. The record is from RefSeq and is a predicted model, not a curated record.
AUGAGUAGAAAAGUAGAAGGUCAUUUUGGAGACGUACAGCUCAAUGCGUGUCAUAUAUUAUCGGCCCAAUCGAUUCAAAUGGGUGAAAUAAGCCCUCGUCUUAUUUUCGGAGAAUCUGACCAGACUGCUAGCUCCAGCAGAAUGUUUGCAGUCGAUGAGUAUGGUGAACGUGCAGGACCACCAAUUUAA